Molecule: messenger RNA, 1847 nt
Organism: Sclerotinia trifoliorum
Lineage: Eukaryota; Fungi; Ascomycota; Leotiomycetes; Helotiales; Sclerotiniaceae
Source: the annotation of a GenBank genome assembly
UAGAAACAACUUCCUUUUUGAGAUUUGAGUGUGUAAAGUGCGUUAAGCAAAGCACAGUGAAUUGAAGCGGAACCCCGCGCUCGAUAAAACAUGCUUUCAUCCCGGGGUAUAUUACGGUCUCUUCUUACCUCAAGACCAUCAAAUUGUUACUCAAUAAGCAAGUUUUAACAUUCAUUCUGGAAUAAUACCAUUGCUAAGAUCUGCCAAAGAUAAUACUCGACCCCUCCUAAGUCCCUUUCUUUACCCCGCGUCAGUCCGUAGCAUUCGAUCCAGCUUCGCAUUUUCCAUCAUGGCAUCUAAUGGAAAGCCAUUGGGAACAGAUGAUUUGAAAGGUCUUGGUGGAACAACUGAGCUAUCCCCAACUCCUGGACCUCAUCAUGAAAUCAAUGCUUGGUCCGGUCCAGGACAAGCAGCAUUUGACUUUCGCAGUACGACCCUCAUUCAUUCCCCACCCAGUCAUAACUGACAUCUGUACCAGGCGAUGUAAUGACUACUCCCACCAAAUCCAUGCUAACAGCCAUUCAAAACACCACACUUCUCGAUGACGUCUUCGCCGAGGACCCAACAACCAAUUCACUCGAAUCAUACCUUGCACAAAUUACCGAGCAUGAGUCGGCCAUUUUUGUCCUCUCCGGUACCAUGGGUAAUCAAAUUGCUCUCCGCUCUCAUCUUACUCAACCUCCCCACUCCGUCCUCUGCGAUCAUCGUGCACACAUUCUUGAAUGGGAAGCUGGCGGUACUGCAUCCUUGUGCGGCGCUCUCGUCAAGGGAGUUGUGCCUAGUAAUGGUGUAUACUUGACUCUCAAGGACGUAGAGAAAUAUGUUACGAUUAGUGAUGAUAUACAUUCAUGUCCAACGAGAGUUAUAAGUUUGGAAAAUACAUUAGCAGGUACUAUUAUGCCACUGGAGGAGGUCAAGGCCAUAGCAGGAUUCGCAAGGAAACAUGGUAUAAAAGUCCAUAUGGACGGAGCUAGGAUUUGGGAAGCAGUUGUUGCAGGAGCUGGAUCUUUAACAGAUUUCACGAGGGAAUGUGAUAGUGUGAGUUUAUGUUUUAGCAAGGGAUUAGGAGCUCCAGUAGGUAGUAUGCUGGUUGGCAAGAAGGAAUUCAUCAAGCAUGCUCGAUGGGUACGAAAGAGUAUUGGAGGUGGACUCCGUCAAGCAGGUGUAUUGACAGCGGCUGCGAGAGUUGCGGUUGAUGAAACAUUUGGAAAGGGUCCAAAUGGAGAAGGGGGUCUCUUGCGUGAGAGCCAUAAGACAGCGAAAAAGAUCGCAACUUUAUGGGAAGGAUUAGGUGGAAAAUUGCAGCAACCGACGGAAACCAAUAUGGUAUGGUUAGAUUUAGAAGAUGCGGGGGUUUCAGCGGCAGAAUUUAGGGAGAUGGGGAAGGAAAAGGGUUUGAAGCUUUCGGCUGGAAGAUUAGUGGUACAUUAUCAGAUUGGGGAAGAGGCGGUUAAAAAAUUGGAGGAGACUAUGAAGGAUAUUUUGGAGAGGAAGGGAAAAGGUAUUGAGGUUGCGGGUAAAGAGAAAAAGAUUGGUGAGAAGGAUUAUGGUACUUGAGGGGAUGGAUUGCAUGCAUGGGAUGUAUUGAGAUCUUGAGGCGUAAGAGGGUACUUUCCUCAUUUCUUGAUAUGAUUCUUGAUAUGAUUCUUGAUAUUGUGAGAAAGUUGGGAUUAUAAGCCAAAUACAUAAAGGUUUUUAACCAAUCAAUCACAUGACCUCCUCCUCCUAUAAGUAAAUAUGAAAGAAGAGCUUUUAUCUCUUCUUUCCACAAUAAUCAACCUUCUACACAUAUACAUUUGGUCUAUAUAAUAUCAACCUCAAAACUAUUGUGAAUCUCGUUUUCUUCA